AUGUCUAUUUCUCCCGUGGACUGUGUAUACUUGACGGAGGACUCCAUUAAAGAAUUGAAGAACUCGAAUUCGAAUUUCAGAUUUCCGUCGCCUGCACCUGUUCUCCGGUUUCUAUAUGAGCUAUGCUCCGCCAUGGUCCGAGGGGACUUGCCAUAUCAAAAAUGUAAAGCGGCAUUGGAGGCAGUAGAAUUCUUGGAUUGUGGUCCGGAAGGGGAUGUGGGGUCAUAUUUCGCUGAUAUUGUUGCCCAAAUGGCUCAAGAUCAUAAUAUGCUCGGUGAACAUCGGUCUCGCCUUACCAAACUGGCAAAAUGGCUUGUGGAAUCUGCUCUUGUCCCAUUGAGAUUUUUUCAGGAGCGUUGUGAUGAAGAAUUUUUGUGGGAGGCCGAAAUGAUUAAGAUAAAGGCUGCUGAUUUGAAAUCAAAAGAGGUGCGAGUAAAUACUCGUCUUCUUUAUCAACAAACCAAGUUUAACUUGCUUCGAGAAGAAAGUGAGGGCUAUGCCAAACUGGUUACACUCCUCUGUCAGGUUCCUGAAGCAUCAACUAAUAAUGCAUCAGCUGCAAUAGUCGGCAUUAUUAAGUCUUUGAUUGGUCACUUUGAUCUAGAUCCAAAUCGAGUUUUUGACAUUGUGCUGGAAUGUUUUGAGCUUCAGCUUGAUAACAGUGCUUUCUUGGACUUAAUUCCCAUAUUUCCCAAGUCCCAUGCAUCACAAAUUCUUGGAUUCAAGUUUCAGUAUUUUCAGCGCAUGGAAAUCAAUACUCCUGUCCCCACUGGGCUCUAUCAGCUCACAGCUUUAUUGGUGAAGAAAGAUUUCAUUGCCAUUGAUAGUAUAUAUUCACAUUUACUUCCCAAGGAUGAGGACGCAUUUGAGCAUUAUAAUGCCUUUUCAGCCAAGAGACUUGAUGAGGCUAAUAAGAUUGGGAAAAUUAAUCUUGCCGCCACUGGAAAGGAUCUCAUGGAUGAUGAAAAACAAGGAGAAGUGACAGUAGAUCUUUUUACUUCCUUGGACAUGGAAACAAUGGCUGUUGUGGAGAGAUCCUCAGAGCUCGCAAAUAAUCAAACUCUAGGCUUACUGAUGGGAUUCCUUGCCGUGGAUGACUGGUUCCAUGCUCAUCAACUAUUGGAGCGCCUCUCGCCACUUAAUCCGGUGGAACAUAUUCAAAUUUGUAGUGGAUUAUUUAGGCUCAUAGAAAAAUCCAUAUUUUCGGCUUAUAAAGUAGUAGGUCAAAAGCAGACUUUAAAUGGUGGUUUAUCCUCUGGCUCUGGUGCUGAUUCGGAGACAGGAGGUUCUUCGUCCAAUAGAUCUUUCGUUAAUCUGCCCAAAGAGUUGUUUGAAAUGCUUGCUUCUGUUGGACCGUAUCUUUAUCGUGACACUUUGUUGAUGCAGAAGACAACCAGAGUGUUGAGAGCUUAUUACCUUUGUGCCAUAGAGCUUGUUAGCGAUGGUGAUGGGGCGUUUAUUUCCCAUUCUGUUACAGUGGGAAAUCAAAAUCCUCGCCUACACCUGAAGGAUGCUAAAUUAAGAAUUGAGGAGGCACUUGGAACAUGCCUUCUUCCUUCUUUGCAGUUGAUACCCGCAAAUCCUGCAGUUGGUCAGGAGAUAUGGGAACUUAUGAGUGUCCUGCCCUACGAGGUGCGCUAUCGUUUGUAUGGUGAAUGGGAAAAGGAUGAUGAACGUUUUCCAAUGAUUUUAGUAGCCAGACAAACUGCAAGGUUGGAUACUAGAAGGAUUUUAAAACGUCUCGCCAAGGAAAAUCUGAAGCAGCUGGGAAGAAUGGUUGCUAAAUUAGCUCAUGCCAAUCCUAUGACAGUUCUUCGAACUAUUGUUCAUCAGAUAGAGGCCUACAGGGAUAUGAUUGCUCCAGUUGUGGAUGCAUUCAAGUAUUUGACACAGCUUGAGUAUGAUAUCUUGGAGUAUGUUGUCGUUGAACGCUUGGCACAAGGUGGACGCGAGAAGCUUAAAGAUGAUGGUCUCAAUCUGUCAGACUGGCUCCAAUCCCUGGCAUCAUUUUGGGGUCAUUUGUGUAAAAAGUAUCCAUCAAUGGAACUCAGGGGUCUUUUCCAGUAUCUUGUAAAUCAAUUGAAGAAGGGCAAUGGGAUUGAGCUUGUUGUCCUGCAGGAAUUAAUACAGCAGAUGGCCAAUGUCCAAUACACAGAAAACAUGACCGAGGAUCAGUUAGAUGCCAUGGCAGGAAGUGACACACUCCGUUAUCAGGCGACAUCAUUCGGCGUUAUGAGGAAUAACAAGGCAUUGAUUAAGUCCACUAACAGGCUUAGAGAUUCUUUACUCGCAAAGGAAGAGCCUAAAUUGGCAGUUCCGCUUCUGCUUCUUAUUGCCCAGCAUCGAUCUGUGGUUGUCAUAAAAGCAAAUGUGCCUCAUAUCAAAAUGGUUUGUGAACAGUUCGAUAGAUGCCAUGGAACCCUUCUUCAGUAUGUGGAAUUUCUUUGCAGUGCAGUGACUCCUACAUCAACCUACGCUUUGCUGAUUCCCACUCUUGAUGAACUUGUACAUCAAUUUCAUCUUGAUCCUGAGGUGGCCUUUUUGAUCUAUCGGCCAGUGAUGAGACUUUUCAAGUGUCAAAGUACUUCCAGUUCCUUCUGGCCUUUAGAGUGUAAUGAAACAGUGAAAUCUGCGACUGCUGAAAAGGAGCUGGAACCUACAGAUUCAUCAACCGAAUUGAUUCUGGAUCUUGGUUCUUCUCGCAAGCCUAUUUCAUGGCUUGAUCUUCUUGGCACUGUCAGGACGAUGCUGCCUCCAAAAGCCUGGAAUAGUUUGUCUCCUGAUUUAUACGCAACCUUCUGGGGUCUUACUCUAUAUGAUCUCUAUGUACCUAGAAGUCGUUAUGACUAUGAGAUUGCAAAGCUGCACGCUGCUCUUAAAGCUCUUGAAGAACUUUCUGAUAAUUCCAGUUCCGCAAUUGCUAAAAGGAAAAAAGAUAAAGAAAGAAUUCAAGAGUCUCUAGAUCGAUUAACUAUGGAACUCCACAACCAUGAAGAACACGUUGAGUCUGUGCGUCGUCGACUUGCUCGUGAGAAGGAUACUUGGUUGACUUCAUGUCCAGAUACUUUGAAAAUCAAUAUGGAGUUUCUUCAGCGCUGUAUAUUUCCACGCUGUACAUUCAGCAUGCCAGAUGCUGUAUAUUGCGCCAAUUUUGUAAAUACGCUUCAUUCCUUGGGAACACCAUUCUUUAACACCGUGAAUCACAUAGAUGUUAUGAUAUGUAAAACCUUACAACCGAUGAUAUGCUGCUGCACUGAGUAUGAAGUGGGUCGACUGGGAAGGUUCCUAUUUGAGACAUUAAAAACUGCUUACCGUUGGAAGAGUGAUGAAUCAGUAUAUGAGAGGGAGUGUGGAAACAUGCCGGGAUUUGCUGUCUAUUACAGAUAUCCAAAUAGCCAGCGUGUCACCUAUGGUCAAUUUAUCAAGGUUCACUGGAAAUGGAGCCAACGGAUCACUAAGCUACUGAUUCAGUGUUUGGAAUCAGCCGAGUAUAUGGAGAUUCGAAAUGCCCUUAUUAUGCUAACAAAAAUCUCAAGUGUUUUUCCUGUUACUCGGAAGAGUGGUAUCAACCUUGAAAAGCGGGUAGCUAAAAUUAAAAGUGAUGAAAGGGAGGAUCUGAAAGUUUUAGCCACCGGUGUUGCUGCUGCAUUGGCGGCUAGAAAGCCAUCAUGGGUUACAGAUGAGGAAUUUGGCAUGGGUUAUCUCGAUCUAAAGCCUGUUCCACCCCCUGCUACCAAGUCGUUAUCAGCCAAUGCUACUGCUCUACAAAACGGUGCUGGUCUUGGUGUUUCUCAAGCUGAGCAAUCUGGUGGUAGAACUGUUCCCGUGGGAAAUUUACAAUCAGAUUCUGGAAAUUUGAGCAGAGAUCCUAGAAGACUUGAUGUUGACAAUCUAAAACAGGUAGAUGAAUCAACAAACAAGCAGUUGGAGGAAAACUCAAAAGUUAAUUCGAAGACAUCUGUGGAGCCUGAGGCGAGGGCGACGGUGAAACGGUCUACAGCAGUUGGAUCUGUUGCUAAGCAGGCAAAGCAGGAUGCUGCCAAAGAUGAUGAAAAAUCUGGAAAGGCAGUUGGCAGAACUUCAGGAAAUGCUGCUACUUCAGCUAAAGUAGCAAACUCAUCUAGUAGAUCUUUGGAUCAUAACAAUGAAAUCAAAGCCGAGAUCACGAAUGCGAAGCCUUCUGAUUCAAGGGUUCAUAGCGGGAAAGACGAGGGUACUGAACACUUGGAUGCGCAUAAACAUCCAACUUCCAGACCUAUUCAUUCUCCCAGACCGGAGAAUCUUAUUGCAGCUUCGAAAUCCGCCGAUAAACCUCAAAAGAGAGUCAGUCCAGCUGAAGAAAAUGACCGCCUAAAUAAACGCCGGAAAGCAGAAACUGAUUUUAGAGAUGUAGACAGCACUGAAGUUCGACUGUCUGAAAAGGAGAGGACAGCUGAUGUACGAGGUCUAGAUAGACCUGGCUCUGAAGAACAGAGCAACAACAGGGUUACAGAUAAGCCAGUGGAUAGAUCAAAAGAAAAGAGCGGUGACCGAUAUGAUAGGGAUUAUAGGGAACGAUUAGAGCGCCCUGAAAAGUCACGAGGAGAUGAUUUUUUAUCUGAAAAGUCAAGGGACAGGUCACUAGAAAGGCAUGGAAGAGAGCGUUCUGUUGAGAGAUUGCAAGAAAGAGGUGCAGAUAGGAACUUUGAUAGGCUAGCAAAAGAUGACAGAAGCAAAGUGCGUUAUGCUGAAGUAUCUGUGGAGAAAUCACAUGUAGAUGACAGAUUACACGGGCAAGGCUUGCCUCCACCUCCGCCUCUACCACCUCAUCUCAUCCCACAGUCCCUCAGUGCCGGUAGAAGGGAUGAAGAUGCUGAUAGGCGAUUUGGAAAUGCCAGACAUGCACAAAAGCUUUCUCCAAGAAAUGAAGAUAGAGAAAGGAGAAGAUCGGAAGAGAAUGCUUCAGCAUUACAGGAUGAUACAAAAAGGAGAAGAGAAGAUGAAAUUCGUGACAGAAAGCGUGAUGAGCGUGAUGCUGCAGUAUCAACAAAGAUAGAGGAGAGGGAGAGGGAUAAAGCAAACACUAACAAGGAAGAUAUGGAUCCAAAUGCUUCGAAAAGACGGAAACUCAAAAGGGAGCAUAUACCGUCAGAACCUGGAGAGUAUUUACCAUCCGCACCUCAAUCUCCUGCCCUUUCAAUUAACUUGUCGCAAUCUCACGAUGGAAGAGACAGGGUAGACCGCAAGGGCAUUGUAGUCCAACGACCUGCUUAUGUAGAGGAUCCUGGCCUGAGGGCUCACAGCAAAGAAGCAGCCAGCAAAACAACUCGUCGCGAUGCUGACCCGAUGUACGAUAGAGAAUGGGAUGACGACAAGAGGCAGAGAGCUGAACAAAAGAGGAGGCACCACCGCAAAUAAACUCCGCUAAUAGUUCGACAGACUGAAACUUGCAAGUGGGAAGUGAUAUUGUAAGUUGAGUUGCUUCUAAUUUUUAAAUUGUGCCGAUUGUUUGAAAGAACAGAAAGAUUUCUGAAAGGCGGGCGGGCGAAUUUCUUAUGAUGAAUCAUGUAACAUUAGAAAUUAAAUUUUGAGGGAGACUAUGUGUACUCGUGUUGUGUAUUAUGUACAUUGCUAUAUAUGUUACGACCAAUCAGAAAGGAUAAUGUAGAAGUUGAAGACGUUAAUUUGUCUCGACCUAUUUUUUCUUCAUCAUGAUUCACCGAUCUGUUGUAUUCAAAUAACGCGGGCAUAUUCAUAGAAAAUGAGUUUGAAGGUUCAGUUUACUGUAAUAUUGCGGCGAUAGAAUAAAAAUAGCUGUUGUAUUUU
Messenger RNA from Erythranthe guttata (spotted monkey flower), 5805 nucleotides. RefSeq names its product THO2 (gene THO2). Gene Ontology annotation, molecular function: mRNA binding. Gene Ontology annotation, cellular component: THO complex part of transcription export complex. NCBI's taxonomy places the organism in Eukaryota, Viridiplantae, Streptophyta, Magnoliopsida, Lamiales, Phrymaceae. Gene Ontology annotation, biological process: mRNA export from nucleus; mRNA processing. The record is from RefSeq and is a predicted model, not a curated record.